UAUAUAUUCUAAGAGUCGCGCCAUCACCUCCCUUAUCGGUUCUUCUCUCAAUCCAUCGAAUUUCUCUCUCAAGAAUCGUGCACAGGUCAAGAACAUGUCGAGCGACGAAGAGAUUAUGGACGAUUUCAACGGGACCUCGUGUGACGUGAAAAAUGGCCUCAAAGACCGAUCAAAGAAAGUGGCUCAAACGAAAGAGAUGUUGUCGAAACAAGCUGUUAAAUCCAAGGAGAUUUUGUCCAAACAAGCCGUUAAGAUCGCCAAACGGGCCGAAGAACAUGAACAAUUCAUCGAAAAGGUGACUCAUUUCUGUGGUGUUCUGGGUUUUGGAGCAUUCUGCUUUCUUUUGGGUGCAAGACCACAAGAUAUUCCCUACACAUACUGUUUGUUCUACGUCAUCUUCGUUCCUCUUCGGUGGAUUUACUACCGGUAUAAGAAAUGGCAUUAUUUUCUUUUGGAUUUUUGCUACUAUGCCAAUGCUAUCUUUUUGGUCACGCUACUGUUUUAUCCGAGAAAUGAAAAGCUUUUCAUGGUUUGUUUCUCAUUUGCCGAGGGGCCAUUAGCAUGGGCUUUGAUUGUUUGGCGCUGUAGCUUAGUUUUUAAUUCUGCUGACAAACUUGUAAGCGUCCUUAUCCAUCUUUUGCCCGGGAUUGUUUUCUUCACAAUUCGAUGGUGGGAUCUGGUAUUCUUUGAAGCCAUGCAUCCUGAAGGAACUGCUCCAAGAGCUUCAUGGCCUUAUGUAGAGAGUAAAUCAUACCUGUGGACAUGGCUAUUUCUAGUACCCUUGGCUGCUUACAGCCUCUGGCAGCUUCUAUAUUUCCUCAUAGUAGAUGUCCUGCGUCGCCAAAGGAUGUUAAGAGAUCCUGAAGUCAUGACUUCUUACAGGGAACUGUCAAAAAAAGCGCAGAAAGCUAAUAACAUGUGGUGGAGAUUAAGUGGUUUGCUCGGGGAACAGAAUCGUCUUUUCAUGUAUAUUCUGCUUCAAGCAUUGUUCACUGUAGCAACCAUGGCGCUUACAGUCCCCAUAUUCCUUUCGUAUCGAUUACACGUGAUUUUCCAAAUACUCAAGGUUUCUGCGACGAUAUGGUACGGAGGAAGCUUUUUACUUGAAGUGAUGCCGAAGCAGGUGAUCCUUAAGGAGAAGAGAAAAACAGAAACUCAGCCUGGACAAACCCAGCAUGAUCAUUCCUCAGUUGUGCAAGAAGUUCAAUGAACACGAUCAGAGGCAUGAAUCUCACUAGUUGUACACGAUAAUUUUGAUAGUUUGAUUUGUAUGCAAUUUUGAUAGUUUGAUUUGUAUGCAAUCGGACGAAACCUUGUUAUGGAGUGUUGGUUGUUUAAACCUUGUUAUGGAGUGUUGGUUGUUUAGGGUCUUAACUUGUAGUUUUAGUGGUAGAUUUGGAAAGUGGAACUGUAUUAUUUUCACAUUCAACAUGUUUUUGAACUCAAACUGGAUGUUGGAAGACUGGGAAUUUGCAUUUCGAUUCAGAUAGUAACGAUGGACAAUUGGAGGA
Rhododendron vialii is the source of this 1511-nucleotide messenger RNA. RefSeq names its product glycerophosphocholine acyltransferase 1-like. The transcript has 8 exons. The record is from RefSeq and is a predicted model, not a curated record. Gene Ontology annotation, biological process: phosphatidylcholine biosynthetic process. Bases 95 to 1210 code for a protein of 371 amino acids. Lineage: Eukaryota; Viridiplantae; Streptophyta; Magnoliopsida; Ericales; Ericaceae.